Molecule: messenger RNA, 2025 nt
Organism: Closterium sp. Yama58-4
Lineage: Eukaryota; Viridiplantae; Streptophyta; Zygnematophyceae; Desmidiales; Closteriaceae
Source: the annotation of a GenBank genome assembly
AUGUGUAUGACAACUGUACGCUCAAUUCUUGAUAUGUAUGACAACUUCACGCUGGGGGAUCGAAACAAACACAGUUGCACCAAUCAACUCGCCAGACGAGGGAUGGCGCUGGUGCUGAUUUGCGGCCAGCCGUGCAGCGGCAAGACUACGGUAGCGAGGCAGCUUGUAGCGGCUCUCGAGGCUGCUAAUAACGAGCAACAGAAUAGCACUCCCGGCGAUAGAAGAUUAAGGGUGGUCCUCCUAGGCGAGGAGCAGCUUCACAUAGGCCGAGACGAUGGCUACCAAAACAUGGUAGCGGAGAAGAAUCUGCGAGGAUCGCUGCGAUCUGAAGUGGAUCGUGCGGUCGGCAAGGAUCGAAUCGUGGUCGUUGAUUCUCUGAACGCCAUCAAGGGGUACCGAUACGAGCUGUGGUGCCUGGCACGCGCUGCUGCCACCAAAUACUGUGUGGUGCAUUGCGACGUGGUGGCAGAGACAGCAAGGGCGUGGAACGACAGGCGCAGAGACGCAGGGGAGCCCUGCUACGCUCCCCAUAUUUUGGAGGAUUUGCUGGGUCGAUUCGAGAGGCCGGUGGGCCGCAAUCGCUGGGACUCGCCCCUCUUUGAACUUCAUCCUGCCACCGAGCAAGCAGCAGAGGAGGCAGAGCGGGUUAUAGGCGAGGUGGUGACACUGCUGGUGGGAGGAAGUGGAGCAGCAAACGGACAGGGGCGAGCAGGCAGGGCCUUGCAACCAACAGUUGCGACUCAGACAGCCACACCAUCAGAUGCCAAUGUGCUCUACGAGAUGGACCGAGCCACCAAGGAAGUAAUAUCUGCUGUGAUGGAUGCUCAGGCAUCCCUAGGAGGCGCCUCAUCACCAUUUACUGUAGAUUUGGGACCGAAUAACAACAUAAAGAAAAAGGGCAGGAUGGUGGCCGCAGGAACAACCGUGAAGGACGUGUCGCCGCAUGCGUUCGUCAAGGCGUAUGCGGCUCACUUGAAGCGCACAGGCAAGAUUGAGGUUCCCACAUGGGCUGACAUCGUUAAGACAGGAACCUACAAGGAACUUGCCCCCUAUGAUCCCGAUUGGUACUACAUCCGCGCUGCCUCCAUGGCCCGCAAGGUGUACCUCAAGCCUGGCGUUGGAGUUGGUGCCUUCAAGAAGAUCUACGGCGGGCCGAAGAACAACGGGUCGCGGCCGUCGCACUUCUGCAGGAGCAGCGGGUCCGUCGCCCGGCACGUGCUGCAGCAGCUGGAGUCCAUCGGUAUCGUCGAGCAGGACGCCAACGGUGGGCGUCGCAUCACCUCCGACGGGCAGCGUGAUCUUGACCGCAUUGCUGGACGGGCUGCUGCUGCUGCUGUGGAAGUAUUUGACAAGAUGCAGGGCGCCGAGGUUUCGAAGCAGGUGCAGCAGAUGGUGGAGUUCAUUCGGCAAGAGGCCGAGGAGAAGGCUAACGAAAUCGCCGUUGCUGCGGAAGAGGAGUUCAACAUUGAAAAGCUGCAGCUUGUAGAGGCGGAGAAGAGAAAGAUCCGUCAAGAAUAUGAGCGCAAGGAGAAGCAAGUCGAGAUUGCGAAGAAAAUCGACUAUUCUAAGCAGCUGAAUGCCUCUCGAUUGAAAGUGCUGCAAGCUCAGGACUCCAUUGUGAAAGAAAUGAAGGCCGCAGCAGAGAAAGAGCUCCUGAAGGUCUCUAGUGACACCAAGAAAUACACUGAACUGUUGAAGGAUGUGAUUGCUCAGGGACUUGUACGCCUGAACGAGUCCGCCGUGCAGCUUAGAUGCCGUGAAGCUGAUGUUGCUGCUGUGAAAGCUGCUCUCCCCGGCGCUAUCCAGGAGUAUGUGACAGUCACCAAGCAAACAGCGCCAACAGUGGAUGUGGAUACGGUCAAGUUUCUGCCUGCUGCCCCCCACUGUGCCGGAGGUGUUGUGAUGGCUUCUAAGGAUGGCCGAGUGGUCUGCUCCAACACACUCGAUGCUCGUCUUGAGAUUGCAUUCAAGCAAAACCUUCCUGCCAUCCGUGCAUCCAUGUUCAAGACAAGUGUGGUCUCCUAA